UUAAUGAAAAAUAUUAAUAAUAAAACAAGUUUUGAAAACUAUGCCGACUAUUUGCUGCGUGUUUGGAUGUGCUUCGAGAUUCUCAAAGGAAAAUCCUAUAUCCUUCCACAGAUUUCCAAAGGAAGCAAAGUUUUUAUCCAAAUGGAUAACUUUACUAAAAAUUGGAGCAAAAUUGAAGUGGUCGUCGGCAAAAGUAUGCCAGCUACAUUUCUCUUCGCUACAGUACGACAAUAUCGAGACACGACGAUUGAAGUGGAACGCAGUUCCAGAUCGUAACCAUCCCAAACGCCCUUCUAAGCACUUCCACAUCUCCAACUUACCAGUGAAACGAAAGCUUAAACCACUGGUAUUAACAGAAUAUAUUUAUGAUCCCCUUACGAAAGUGUGUCGCUAUCAGCUGGAAGACACGCUACAAAACGACAAUGCGAUCGCUGUUCCUGCAUUCGAGGCGCAACAUCAUCAUAAGAAUAACUCGUUGAUUGUUGAUAAUUCUGUUGUGGUCGGCGAUAGAAUUUAUUCAUCGAAGAGUUCGAAGGACCAGCAUAUGGUAGAAGGCAUAGGAAUGCAGUUAAAUUGUCAAGCAAUUGUGUACUUGACGUAUUUUGAGGACCUUGGUCGAGAAGAGGAAAUAGAGUUGGCAUCGAUUGAUGAAGAAUGGAUUGACACAAUGAUCGACGAAUCGCCGGAAAUCAACGAGAAUCUAUUGCGCCUAGGAGGAAUUUUGGCAGUUGAUGGCCUCACUGAGAAAAAAUUGACAUACUUAUGUGGACUGAGUAAAAGGCAGUUCGAUGUGAUUUACAAUUUGUGUAUUUUUCGCCAAACGGACUGGCCAUACUAUAGCAUCCCGCUAAAGGAACAAUUGCUAUUGACCCUAAUAAAAUACCGGCACAAUUGGGAAUACACAAUGAUUGCCAUAUUCUUCAAAAUAAGGGAAGGAACCGCGAAAGAUAUAUUCAUUUCCUGGACCAAGCUGCUACACAAUCGCCUAGAAUCUAUUGAUUUUUGGAAUCUUGGGUCACGUAAGGAUGGAGAAUAUGUUGCAAUUUUGGACUGUACAGAAAUAGGAAUUGAAAAACCAACAGCACCAGAUCUCCAACAAGCAACUUUUUCCAAAUAUAAAAAUACAAAUACUUUCAAAGCACUUGUUGCGAUUGACGAACAAGGAGUCGUACUUUUUGUAAGCGAUAUCUACGGUGGCUGUGUUUCGGAUAACCGAAUUGUUGAAACCUCUGGAAUACUAGAUCUACUGUCGGCAGGGGACUAUAUUCUGGCAGACAGAGGGUUUGAACAAACUGAUGCGCUCUCAGCAAAAGGAAUAAUUUUGAACAAGCCACCCCGAAAGCAAGGAUCUCAACUGACAGAGCAAGAUGUUGCUAAAACUCGUGUCAUUGCCUCACGUCGCAUAGAUGUUGAGAGAGUGAUUGGAUAUGCCAAAACAUAUAGAAUUCUUAAACAAAAAGUGAAAAAUUCCCUUUUUCCCGUCAUGGAUAUGAUAAUUAAAAUUCUAUUCAAGCUGACCAAUAUAAGACGUCCGAUUUGUAAAAUAAAUAAUGACAAAGAUAAAUCGUGUUUGGAAGAACAUUUGACAGUUUAAAAAAACAAUUUUUCGGUAAAAAUUACAUUACAUUACUUUUUGUGCGAAUAAACAAAUACAAUAUAAACAAGUACAAUAAAAACCAAUCUCAUUUCAUUUACAGCCUGCUAGUUUCAAUUAUACAUCCACUUUUACGUCUUAUCUAACAUAAAAUCUCAUCUUCGGAUUCGUGCUCUGAUCCAGGAUCACUUUGUGCAGCUGGUUGUCCUCUAUUUUGAUGAAAAGCGUAGGAAUGUUCUUCAUAGUAGUUGUCCAUGCAUACCACAUUCCGACGGCGAUGGACAGCCAUGUGCAAUCCAGCGUUCAACGUUGAUUUUAAAAAAUAAUCGGUAAUAUCUUUAGACGAAACAUCGUUCAAUUUGAAUUUGUUUUUGUAUCGAUCUGGAUAUAACUCUUUGAUUGGUUUAUAAGAAGAUGAUUUAUCCGCAUUUUUCGGUGGACGAUGCCAUUUUUGCAAGACAUCUGUGCAAGUAACACUUUGUAAAAUCGUUCCUGAGAAAAAUAAUAAUUAAUAUAUACAAUAUUUGAUUCUCUCAAAAGAGUUUUGGAGUAAUUUACGUGUUCAAAUUAUAUCUUUGUCUAAUGUAAUGAAGAAAGCCGAAUUACAUGGCUCACCUAUUCAAUCGAUUCGACUCGGAUUUCCGAAUAAUAACUUUAUGACCAUAUUGAGCAGGAAAAAUAAAAAUUGAAAUGUCCUAAUAAUUUCCCUAAAAUGUCUUCCUUAAGUUUAAAUUUAAAGGUUCUACAUGAAUAACUAUGAGGUAACCACAAUGCUUUUGAGUUGUAAUAGCUCUAAAUAUCAUACAAAUUUUGAAAUGUCCAUCCCAGCCCAGUGUGAUGCAUUACGCUCUAGCACCGCCAAUCUGUUGAAUUACAAACCAAACGGGCCUUUAUAAGCAUUAUUACCUGAAUAACUUUGUGAAAGAAACUCCUUAAUCUCACAGAUUCUUAGAAAUCUGAACCUGAACAGUCAUUCCUUAUGUACUAGUGUCACCAAGCU
Molecule: messenger RNA, 2594 nt
Organism: Armigeres subalbatus
Lineage: Eukaryota; Metazoa; Arthropoda; Insecta; Diptera; Culicidae
Exons: 4
Coding region: 41-1594 (517 amino acids)
Source: RefSeq, a predicted model, not a curated record